This is a messenger RNA of Gilbertella persicaria, 1251 nucleotides long. RefSeq lists its product as uncharacterized. Bases 107 to 1216 code for a protein of 369 amino acids. The transcript has a single exon. The record is from RefSeq and is a predicted model, not a curated record. Gene Ontology annotation, molecular function: oxidoreductase activity; FMN binding. NCBI's taxonomy places the organism in Eukaryota, Fungi, Mucoromycota, Mucoromycetes, Mucorales, Choanephoraceae.
CAUAAGCUUUUCCCCUCGAUUUUUUUGGGUUACUAAGCGUGUUUAGAAAAUGGCUAUUUUUGCCUUCAUUUCUUUUUUCUUCUUCUUUUAUUGACUGAUCUCGGCGAUGACCACCAAGAAGGCCUUCUUACCAACCAAAAUAGGCCGCUAUCAAUUGCAGCACCGCAUUGUCCUUGCACCUUUAACUCGCUUUAGAGCCACACUCGAGGCAGUCCCUACUCAACUUUUAAUUGAUUAUUACACACAAAGAGCAACUCCUGGAGGCUUAUUAGUAUCAGAAGCCACAUUUAUUAGUAGACAUGCAGGUGGCUAUCGUCAAGCUCCUGGUAUCUACACUCGGGAUCAAAUUGAACAAUGGAAAAAAGUGACAGAGUCAGUUCACAAGAAAAGCGGUGUCAUCUUUUUGCAGCUAUGGCAUUUAGGUCGCGCUGGAUCUUCCAGUCUGAAUUCGAACAGAGAGCAGAUCGUGUCUGCCUCAGCCAUUCCUAUACCUGGUAAAAGGCCAAACGGUAAGCCAUAUGAGACACCUCGUGCUUUGGAAACGCAUGAAGUAAAGGAAUUGGUCAAGACUUAUCGUCAAGCUGCUAUCAACGCUAUUGAAGCCGGGUUUGAUGGUGUAGAAAUACAUUCUGCUAAUGGGUAUCUUUUGGAUCAGUUUAUUAAUUCAUCCACAAACAAAAGAACAGAUGAAUAUGGUGGCAAUGUUCAAAACAGAACACGCUUAUCGCUCGAGAUUGCAGAUGCAAUUGUAGACGCCAUUGGAGCUGAUCGUACGGCUAUUCGUUUCUCGCCUAAUGGUUCAUUCCAAGGUAUGAAAGACGACACACCAGUAGAGACUUGGGGAUACUUGACUUCUCAGCUUCAAAACAAUUACCCUGACUUAGCCUAUCUUCAUUUUAUUGAGAGUCGUUCAAACUUUAACAGUGACUCCAACAUGAAUACUGUGGACACAUUAGAUUCUUACAGAAACAUUUGGAAAGGUCCCUUUAUUAGUGCAGGCGGUUAUAGUAACACAGUUGAACAUGCUCUCGAAAUUGCUGAAAAGACGGAUAAUUUGAUUGCUUUUGGACGUGCUUUUAUUGCUAAUCCUGAUCUUCCAAACAGAAUCAAGCAUCAAUAUGCAUUCAACAAGUAUGAUAGAAAGACGUUUUAUACACACGACGCUAUCGGAUAUACUGAUUAUCCUUCGUAUCAUGAAAGCCAUAGUCGACUUUAGACAUAUUAUACAAUAAACAUUAGAUUAAAUCUGGA